GAGGAGUGGCACACCAGUGUGGGACAGAAGGAGCUACAGGCCCCCUCCCACAUUAAAGAGGAGCAGCUUCAUGAUGAAGAUGAAGCUCAGUCCUUCCAGCUUCAUCACAGUCAAAGUGAGGAGAACAGAGGGGCGCAGCUUGUAAGUCAACACAUCACAGAAGCUGAUGGAGAGCAUUGUGAAGAUAUCAAGUCAGAACCAGACAGCAUCUUUGCUCCACUGUCAGACAUGGACCACAUGAUGUCACACUCUUCUGAUCACAGUGACCACAUCCAAAAACCUUUGGAGAGUAAAAAUGACUCUAAAGGUGAUACGAGACAUCACACUAACAACAAACACUUUGACUGCUCUGAAUGUGGGAAAUCAUUUAGAUGGAAGAGUGAUUGUACAAGACACAUAAGAACACAUACUGGAGAGAAACCUUUUACUUGCUCUGUUUGUAAGAAGAUUUUCUCCAGAAAGCCACACAUGACCAGACACAUGAGAACACACACUGGGGAGAAACCUUUUACUUGCUCUGUUUGUAAGAAGAGUUUCUGUAGAAAGGGUGACAUGACCACACACAUAAGAACACACACUGGAGAGAAACCUUUUACUUGCUCUGUUUGUAAGAAGAGUUUCUACACAAAGCGUCACAUGACCAGACACAUGAGAACACACACUGGAGAGAAACCUUUUACUUGCUCUGUUUGUGCUAAAAGAUUCAACACUAAGAAUGAAAUGAUAUUACACAUGAGAAUACAUACUGGAGAGAAUUAUUUUACUUGCUCUGUUUGUAAGAAGAGUUUCUCCACAAAGUGUUACAUGACCAGACACAUGAGAACACAUACUGGAGAGAAACCUUUUACUUGCCCCGUUUGUAAGAAGAGUUUCUCCAAAAAGUGUAACAUGACCACACACAUGAGAACACACACUGGAGAGAAACAUUUUGCUUGAAAAAUAAAUAAGAAAAAGUUAACAUUCACAGAGCAGGAAUCUGAUAUUAAUGGGAUGUUAGCAAAUAGCUUUUGAACGUUAGCAAGUAAAAACAAAACAUGAGACAGUACUAGCUAUUCAAAAAAUAAAAAUCCAAAAUCUUGAAUGGAAGUCAAUCCAUUUAUCCUGAGUUGAGUGAUGAAACGGAGGAGAGAAGUGUGGAGGGUCGUCACACUCAGAGAUCAAAUGUGGAGGUAAAGUUGAUCCAGUCUAAACCCUAAAGUCAUCUCUCUCCACUCCCCAUGACUGCAUUUCAUAUGUUGAUUGUGUACUUCAGCACUUCACUCUUCUUCCCUGUAACUUAGUCAAUUCUGAGUCCAAUUCUCAAGUUGAAAAUGUUGUAGGUCAUAUUGUCUUAAAUGGGUGAAAAUGAAGGCAAAAACAAAAAUAAAGAUCCGAUGAUGAAGUUUGUCAACAAGUGUUCACCUCUCAUGCAAACAACUUGAUUUCCAGCUGCUGUAUCUUUGUGUUCAGCUUGUGCCCAUCCAGGUUCAUUAGGAUCUUCUGGAAAAACUCAAAUGUGUACUUGAGGUUGUCUGCAAAGCUUAGAUCAAGGGCAUAAAUGAGGCCAAAUAUCAUUAUGACCCUCAUGAUGACAAUGUCCACGUUGCUCAGGACUUUAAAGCCUACGAUAACAACUCCCACAUCCUCUGGCUGCCUAUCGCCAU
Molecule: messenger RNA, 1643 nt
Organism: Nerophis lumbriciformis (worm pipefish)
Lineage: Eukaryota; Metazoa; Chordata; Actinopteri; Syngnathiformes; Syngnathidae
Source: RefSeq, a predicted model, not a curated record